AUGUUCACAAAUGGCUUCGACAACCUCAAGAAAGCCUUCAUCUCUUGUGAUAAAAAUGAAGCUGAACAAAAACAGUUUUUCGAGGAUUUCAAGAAUAGGCUAACUGAUGAAGGUGUAGUAGAAGAUCACAAGAAGUUUGAAGAGAUAGUCAACAGUACGCUAAAGAGUUCUCGGAAGAAGUUCUCAGUAAAUAAGGCAAAGCACGCUCAGCCAGAAUACAGCGAUCUGAAGUUUACUCAUAGAAAUGUGAUGAAUUUUAAGUCUAAAAAAAGAAGAAUUCCUGAAGAAGAGAAAAGUACUAAGGACGACCACGUUGAGCAUAUACAGGAAUCUAUAUGCACUGAUCAGUCGAUAUCGUGAUACCAAUUUAAUGAAAGCCAUAAUAGAGUGUUCGAGCACUCUAUGAACCUUGACCUUGUUAACGACCUUGGACAAAGAGUUGGGGAGGUUACCGAAGAUGAUUUUUGUACUAACCCUGGAGAGACCAUUAAGUUACCAGGAAAACAUCUCAAAUUUGAGUAUCUGCAUAUACCUCAUAGCUGUAAGAUAGUUGGGAGACCUGGAACUGUUCUUGAAAUCACAGGAGCUAUCUUUAUUGGAAGCUUUAAAAAUCCUAUGUCUUGGUGGGAAACUAUUAAUUCAGAAAUAGAAGAUCAAACAGCUGUCCACUUCUGAGAGAUCAGGAUUAUUUUCAACCCAGAGAAGCCAUAUUUCGGUAAAAAGAAAGAGAAAACAGACACAUAUACAAUACAAGAGGUUUCUGAAGGAGAUUACAAAAAGAGCACCACGAGGUCACAGUACACAGCUCAGAACUACUCUGAAUUUGAUUCAUUAUUCAUCAUUGAUUCCAUGAAUCCAACUUUCUUCGAGAUAAGAGACUGCAACAUUAAUGCUGUAUUAGACAUCAGAUGUGAUUUGAACUGAGAAAUUGAUAUCAAGCAGAAGUACUUAUGCUCCACAAUAGAUCAGAUCUGCUCUGAAGAAACUAUUAAUUUCAUAAAACAGAAAACAGACCAGCCAGAUCUAGAGUUUAACAGUGAGGAAGAUAUCUACGAUACUCUUAACAUCAGUAAAUUGAUGACUAUUAGCUGAAAGAGGCCACCCUCGAUUCGGAUACAUUCAUGCAUGAUCAGGCAGAAUGGAAUUGAUCCAGAGCUCCCAUAUGCAAUCCCAUUCUAUAGUCUCUUCAAGGUGCUUCAAAACAGCAGGAUCCAGCUUGAAUCUUGCUGUAUUGAGGAAACUCUUGGACCUUGAAUCAGGCUGCACAACCCCCAAAUCUUUGACUUGUUCGAUACCAUUAUUGCAAGAGCGUAUGAGUCGGGUAUCUCUAUCGAAAUCAGUAAGGUAGCUAUCCCAGAGAACUACUGAAGGUCCAUAAAUAUCGAAAGAUCCAAGAUCUCCAAGAAUAAAGGAAAUGGGAUAGAAAUAUACGCUAAUGAAUUCAUUGAUCAAAACCUGAAGAUUACUUGCAAAGAUUCCAAAUUUUCUAAAAAUUACCAAUAUGGCCUGUUCAUCGCCAGGAUGGCAAUUGAGGACAUUCAGAUAUCGUAUGCUAAAUUUCUUAAUAAUGGCAACACGGGGUGAUAUUUUAAGAUCGUUCAUCAAAAGUUUAAUAAAAGCUGAUUUUCAUUACACAAUUGAGAUUUUGCUGACAAUAGAGCAAAUGGACUUCAAAUUGAUGAUUCAGGUGUAAAUUUGGAUACAAUAAAUACUAUCUGAAACUCAAAGAAUGGUAUUGCUCUCAAUGGUACCUUCAAGCCGACUGAAAUCUCAGGAGAUGCUCUUAAUUUUCUCUCCAAGCAUGGGAUGAAUACGACUAUGACAGAAGUUUUCACGAGUAGCAAUAAAUGUCAUGGGAUUUAAAUCAAGAGCAACUGGAAAGGAACAAUUUAUAUUGAAAACUCAAGUAGUUCCUUUAACGAACAAGAUGGUAUAUUCCUCUACACUCCAGAUCAGAAAUGUAAGACUAAACCAGACAGAGAGAUACAGGGGAAUAAGUCUGGAUUUUCCGAGUCAAAGUGUAAGAAUGAAUCAACAGCCAUUUCCCCAAGAAAUAACCUGGAUGUCAUGACCAUGCAUGGCCAAAAUGACAAUAUGGAAAAAGCUACCUACUCAACACAAGAGAUUGGUAGAUUGACUGCUAUAAAUUUUGAUUUUAUUAACAAUGAAAGGCACGGUCUUAAUAUAAUAAACACUUUUUGCACAAUAUAUCCAUGCUGAUUCAAAGCCAACAAGUCAUAUGCUAUUUACAUUGAAAAGGAAGAUGACAAGCACAAAGUCUACAUACCCCCACAAGCAGGAGUGUCAAUGAAGCUCUUCGGCAAAGCAGGGGGUGAAUGGGGUAAAAUCACUUUCAAAAGAAC
This is a messenger RNA of Moneuplotes crassus, 2363 nucleotides long. The record is from the annotation of a GenBank genome assembly. NCBI's taxonomy places the organism in Eukaryota, Ciliophora, Spirotrichea, Euplotida, Euplotidae.